Messenger RNA from Etheostoma spectabile (orangethroat darter), 4409 nucleotides. Its product is annotated as CAP-Gly domain-containing linker protein 1-like. The transcript has a single exon. NCBI's taxonomy places the organism in Eukaryota, Metazoa, Chordata, Actinopteri, Perciformes, Percidae. The record is from RefSeq and is a predicted model, not a curated record. Gene Ontology annotation, cellular component: cell cortex; nucleus; microtubule plus-end. Gene Ontology annotation, biological process: cytoplasmic microtubule organization; positive regulation of microtubule polymerization. The coding region runs from base 138 to 4409 and encodes 1423 amino acids. Gene Ontology annotation, molecular function: microtubule plus-end binding.
CGAACAACAUCUCCAAUCGACAAGUCUGAUCCAGACAGCAACAGUUAAAGAAGUCUGAUCCAAGUCAUUGUCUAGGGUCAUUCUUUAACCACCAACGGAAACAAGCCUUUUGAGUCUAAGGGAUCACUGGCGGAAACAUGAGCACAGCCAGUUUCAGUGGAAUCAAAGGGCCCAGCAAGAUAGCUAGGUCAACUGGGACAGCAGCUUCCAAGACCAACCCCAGCACAGUGCUGUGUGCGGUUGGUAAAGCUGCUGUGGCCGACAAAUCCGCUGCAAGUGCCAGUGGAGGAGAUGCUGGGGAGAGCUUCCAGAUUGGGGAGCGAGUAUGGGUAAAUGGGAAUAAGCCAGGCUACAUACAAUUUUUGGGAGAGGCAGAGUUUGCUCUAGGCCAGUGGGCAGGGAUUGUUCUGGAUGAGCCAAUUGGGAAGAAUGAUGGGUCAGUGGCAGGGGUGCGCUACUUCCAGUGUAAAGACCUGCAAGGAAUUUUUACCCGCCCAUCCAAGUUGUCUCGCACAGAGGGCGAGGCUAACGGAACUGAGAAAGCACCCCCCUCCUCUGCUGCAUCACCCACUCCUUCAGAUAGCAGUGUAUCCUCGCACACGGCUGCCACAAAAUCAACAUCACCUACCACUGCAACCAAGAAGGCCUCCUCCACUACACCAGCUGCACCAGCUACGCCAUCCUCCAACCUCCCACACACAAUCAGUGAAUCUGUCUCCAAACUCUCCGAGACCGGAUCAGUCAAGAAGGGGGAAAGAGAGCUGAAGAUGGGUGACAGAGUAUCAGUUGGUGGUACAAAGGCAGGAGUGGUACGUUUCCUUGGAGAAACAGAUUUUGCCAAAGGCGAGUGGUGUGGUGUGAAAUUGGAUGGGCCCUUAGGAAAGAAUGACGGGUCAGUGGCAGGCAUAAGAUAUUUUCGGUGCCCACCCAAGUAUGGUUUAUUUUUUCCAGUCCACAAAGUUACACACAUUGGCUUCCCUUCCAUCAUGCCAGCCAAAGCAAAAACAACGGUUUGGAAAGUAGUAGCCACACCAUCAGGGCUAAAGCAAAGCCCUAGUGCCUCCUCCAUCUGUACCAUGACCUCUGUUGCAUCCUCUGUCAGUGACAAGCCCAGCGACACAGGCCUGCUAACAGAGACAUCAUCACGGUAUAGUCCUAAGAUUUUAGCCAUUACAGACCUGCAAAAGGCCCUAAAGGAGAAACAGUGUCACAUUGAGCAGCUAAUGGCUGAGAGGGACAUGGAGAGAGCUGAAGUUGCCAAGGCCACUGGCCAUGUUAGAGCAAGGGAGCAACAAAUUGGCCUGCUGAGGGUUGAUCAGGAGCAGAUGGAGGCCAAGAUUGAUCAGUUAAGUGCCUUGUUAGAAGCUGCAGACAAAGACAAAGUGGAGCUGCUGAAUCAGCUGGACGAGGAGCGUAGGAAGGUGGAGGACCUUCAGUUCUGUGUAGAGGAAGCUUGCAUUACCAAAGGAGACCUGGAGAUGCAGACCAGACUGGAGCAUGCACACAUUAAGGAGCUUGAGCAGAGCCUUCUUUUUGAAAAGACCCAAACUGAGAAACUCCAAAGAGCAUUAGAAGACACUAGGGUUGCCAAUGUGUCUGAAAGAUCUCGUAUUAUGGACCUUGAGAGGGAACUUUCGCUGCAAACAAGAGAGGUAGUAGACCUGCAGCUGCGUAUUAGAUCCCAACCGAGCUCUGAGGAUUCAAACUGUACUGUUUCUCCCCUUCUGGAUGAAAAAAACUCUCUGAGAGCUCAGUUGGCUUCCGAAGAAGAUAAGCAGAAAGAAGAGCUGAAGAAGUACAAGGAGAAGCAAGAAGCUCAAAAAAAGACCCAUAGUGAGGCAGCUGCUCAGGUUCAGGCUAUAGUUGUAAGGCUCUCUGGUGACAACAAGCAGUUGCAGAUGUGCUUAAGCCAUGCUGAGAAAGAGAAUGCUGACAUUACUGAACUGUGGCGUUCCAAGUUGGAGUCUGCCAUUGCCUCUCACCAGCAAGCCAUGGAGGAGCUAAAGGUGUCCUUCAGCAAAGGCUCAGGUGCCCAGACAGAACAACGUAUGAAAACCAAAAGUGCUCUAGAGAAGCUGAACAUAGAGCACAAGUUGGCUCUUGAGGCUGGUGCUGCAUCUUGGAUUCGGGAGAAGCAGGCACUGAAGGCACAGCUUUUGUCUUUGAUUGAGGACAUGGAACGACAGGAGGAGUCCCUACGGUACAACGUCGAAAGAGCAGAGGAGCAGCACUUCAUGGAGAUGGAGGAUGUUCUUGAAAAUCUUCAUGCUGUCGAACUUAGGGUGAAGGAGCUUGAGGAGAAAGAAGGGAUGUUGGCACAACAGGCCCAAGACAAGGACCGACAACCUAAAGAACAGAUGUCAGAGAUUGUGGCUCAACGUGGAAAAGUAGCACAAUGUAACCAGGAGCUAGUGACCCUGAACGGUCAAUUAGAGAUGGUUCAGAAACAAGGGAAAAACCAGGGUGCCAUGGUUUGUGAAUUAAGUUCACAGUUGGAGGACCGACAGCAGGAAGAUCUCGCUUUCCAGCAGAGUCUGACAACUGUACAGCAGGGGAAGGAUGUCCUGGAACAUGAGCUUGGAGACUUGAAACAAAGGUUGGUUAAAAGUACAGAGGAGCAGACUAAAUCAUCAAACACUAUGCAAGAAACACUGGAGAAGCUCAGUGAGAAAGAAGAGCAGUGCACAUCUCUGACCACAGAAUCAGAGUCUCUAAGAAGUCAACUUUCCGUGCUGGAGAGAAAGCUGAAGGCUGCAGAUGAAAAGCUUGAUCAACUUUCAAAGGACAAAUACAAGCUGGAAAAUGAUAUUUCAGACAUGAUGAAGACAUCUGGUGAAAGUUCAGUACAGCGGACCGAAAUGAAUGAAGAUCUCACACAAAAAGAAAGGAGGCAAGAGAGAAAACAGCUAUUAUCUAAGCUCGAGGAUAUAGGAAAGCAUAUGACCAUCCUGAUCACAGGGAAGGAAAACCUUUUAGCUGGACAGUGUAAACUGGAGCGGACCAUUUAUUCUCUCCACACAAGCCAAGAAAAUUGGCUCACUGAAAGGUCAAAACUCCUUGAAGAGAUAGAAAAGUUGCGCGCUAGCCAGACACAACAAGAGGUUGCUGUCAAGAGCCUACAAAUCAGAAAAGAACUUUUGAAAAAGCAAUGCAAUAAUGCUGUUGCAGAGUUAUCGGCUUCUGCCGUUGUGAAAGAAAAGAUUUCCUCCAGCAUCUCAAACCCAACCGCUCAGAAGGUUGCCCUGCAGGUGGAGAGAGAUGAAGCCACCCAGAAAAUCAAGCAGCUGGAGUCUCAACUAAAAAAUGCUAUUUCUAAGCAGCUUGUGGCUACAGAGGCCUAUGGCAAGACUGCUGAGGCUCUGGAACAGCUGACAAAAGAGAAGGCCAGUUUGAUGCAGGAGAAGAAUGAAGCCCAAUCUCUAUUGGAAGAGCUCCGCUGUGCCAAGCAGAAGAUGGAGACGCAGCUAAAAGCAUUGAAGACAGAUAAUUCCAAGUACCAGGAAGAUCUGAAUGUAUCCAAGGAGCAGCUUGGCAUAGAAACUCAGAGGACUGAGAGUCUGUACCAGGAAAUUGAGGAGCUUAAAGAAGCUGUAACUCUGAAGACACAGUCGCUGCAGAUGCUGCAAGAUGAGAAAAAGCUGACUCAGGAGCUUAAUAACAAAGAUCAGAGCAAACUUGUAACGCUCAAGGAUAAGUAUUCAAAACUUCAAAAACAGUUGCAGCAAAGUGAGAGCAGCUUGAAGGAGCAGUUUGAGAAGCAGAAGGCUGCUCCCCAAAAGUCCAUCCAUAAAAACAGAGCCUUCAUUUCAGAAAAGGACCAGCAGGUGAAAAAGCUGAUGAGCAAGCUGGGUGAACUGCAAGGGGAAAGUGCCUUAGUUAAGACACUGCAGGGUACAAUUCAGACCUUGGAGCGGGACAAGGCUAAUCUACAGGGCUGUGUUCAGAGACUGGAGAAGGACCUGGCUGCAGGACCUGACACCAACAAGUCCUUAGGUGAUGUAGCUUUGGACCAAGUAAGGGACAAUGAGAAGACUGCAGAGAGUCAGGCAGCAAUUGAGUUCCUGAAUUCAGUCAUUGUUGACCUCCACAGGAAAAAUGAGGAACUCAAAGACAAAUUGGCAAAAAUGGCGGCUGCUGCUCUCAAUAGGAAUAAUCCAAGUGGGCUGGACUAUGAGAGCCAUGACAAGGAACCCGUGAAGAAGAAGAAGGCUCCUCCCAGGCUGUUCUGUGACAUCUGCGACUACUUCGACCUCCAUGACACCGAGGACUGUACCGCACAAAUUCAGAGGCCCGACUCCCCUCCACACACCACCUACCACAGCAAUAAGCAUAUAGAACGACCCUACUGCGAUUUCUGUGAGGUCUUUGGCCACUGGACCGAGUACUGUAAUGAUGACCAGACCUUUUAA